GCUGCGUCACGCUCACUAGACUCUGAGACUGCCGGGCUGCGCGCUGACGCCACCCACCACGUGGUAAACGUCUGUCAGACGGUCGCUGACGUCACGGCGCCGCCCCCUGUUUCUAAGUAACAGAAACGCGUCAGGAAAACAUCCAGGCGCUUCAAACAUGCCAACAAUAUCAGCUGCUGCUCCUCAUGCCGCAGGGCUUCCAAAAAAGAGAGUAUACGGCAGCAUCCAUGACGCAGUCAGAGGAGGAGACGUGGAGCAACUCGCUGCCAUUGUGGAAAGAGGAACUGACAUUAAUGAUCCGGAUCCACAGCACAAAUUCACUCCGCUUCACUGGGCUGCACACUCGGGAAGCCUGGAGUGUCUUCACUGGCUGCUGUGGCACGGAGCAAACAUCAGAGAUGUCACCACAAGAGGAUGGACAGCGGCUCAUUUGGCAGCAAUUAGAGGGCAAGAUGCCUGUAUGCAGGCUUUGAUUGUGAACGGAGCAGAUCUCUCAGCUAAAGACGACCGAAACUGUUGCCCCGCCCACCUGGCUGCAGCACAUGGGCAUUCCUUUACUUUACAGUCUAUUCUCCGGAGUGGCGUGGACAUUAACUGCAGUGACAGGACUGGGUGGAAGCCGGUUCACUAUGCUGCAUUCCAUGGGAGACUUGGGUGCUUGCAGCUGCUUUUCCGUUGGGGAGCAACUUUAGAAGAUUCUGAUGUGAAUGGAAACAUUCCAGCUCAUCUGGCUGCUAUGGAAGGGCACCUUCACUGCCUCAAGUUUCUGGUGAGUAAAGCCAGCAGUGUGACGGGGGUUUUGGAAGCAACGAACAUGAACGGAGAGACUUCAAAAGACUUGGCACAGAAGCUCUAUAAGGACAAGGUUGUUCAAUAUAUAGAUGGCUUGGAAUAUGAACGGGACCAUCCAGAAGAAAAUGAAAACUUGGCUUUCCCUGCACAUGUGGCUGCCUAUAAAGGUGAUCUAGUGACCCUUCGGAAACUGGUAGAGAGUGGAAUUAUCAAUAUUAAUGAGCGAGAUGACAAGGGGGCCACCCCGUUGCACAAAGCCGCAGGACAGGGCCAGCUAGAAUGCUUGCAGUGGCUACUGGAGAUGGGAGCAGAUUACAACAUAACCAACGAAGCAGGGGAGACCCCAAAAGAUGUAGCCAAACGUUUUGCCCAGUUGGCUGCUGUGAAGCUCCUAGAAGGGAGUGCAGCAGGAGGAGACUCUGAUGAAGAAUUAAAUGACGAUGAUCCAGCUUACUUUGAGCGGCACGGAGUGGAGGGUAGCACCGAUCACCCUGACUAUUUAAACCUAAGUGAGUCGGAGAAGAAACAAGCACGAGAGCGGGCAUACAAAAGAAUAAAAGAUGUUGAGAAGCUCAUGGAAGUUGCAAAAGGCAAUUACAAACAGCUUGGUGGAAUCCUAGAGGAAGACAACCAAAGGAAAAGCGAACAGAAGGAAUAUGAACGUAAGAUCAAAGAACUAGAGGGACAGUUAGAAUAUGAACGCUUACGCAGAGAGAAGAUGGAACUCCAGCUGGAUGAGUACAGAGUGGAGAUUGCUCACCUCAACAAGAGUCUAGAAAAGAUGAGGCCCCCCUCAAGCCUCUCCACUGGGGAAAAGCUGUCCGAUGUUUAUAAAGAAAAGAAGAAGAUGAAGAAGAAAGCAACGCAGCCGUCAAAUCCCGGUGGGGUCUUUGUGAGAAGAGUUAGUGGGAAAUAACAGAGCUGCUCACAUACUCUGACCGUACAGAAAUUAGUAUUAGCCAAUCAAUCUCCAGUCCCCAUUAACAGGCACAAUGUGCUGAGAUCUGUACUGUCAGGCUAUUCCCUGCACUGCUGUUUCUGACUACUUGUACCAUAAAAUCAAUGUUUCAGCAGUCAGGCCUGCUCAAGUCAAAACUCCACUUCCCACCAUCCCCUGCACACUAUUAGUCUGUUAAUCACAGAACGUGCAAAGAAUUGUGGGAACUGGUGUCCUGGCCGUCUCCUGGCUCCUGCUAUGUUAUGGUUGAACAAUGAAAAGUGGGAAAUUAAAUUUGCUUUCAUUAUUCAAA
Messenger RNA from Xenopus laevis (African clawed frog), 2042 nucleotides. It is a transcript of the gene ankrd42.L, whose product is annotated as ankyrin repeat domain 42 L homeolog. Gene Ontology annotation, molecular function: NF-kappaB binding. Lineage: Eukaryota; Metazoa; Chordata; Amphibia; Anura; Pipidae. The coding region runs from base 158 to 1708 and encodes 516 amino acids. The record is from RefSeq and is a predicted model, not a curated record. The transcript has 12 exons. Gene Ontology annotation, cellular component: nucleus.